This is a messenger RNA of Temnothorax curvispinosus, 2542 nucleotides long. Its product is annotated as mitochondrial-processing peptidase subunit alpha. Gene Ontology annotation, cellular component: mitochondrion. The record is from RefSeq and is a predicted model, not a curated record. The transcript is spliced from 11 exons. The coding region runs from base 279 to 1913 and encodes 544 amino acids. Gene Ontology annotation, molecular function: metal ion binding; metalloendopeptidase activity. Lineage: Eukaryota; Metazoa; Arthropoda; Insecta; Hymenoptera; Formicidae.
CCUAAUAUUUCGCAAAGCUGAAAUUUUAGAUGUGUAUAUAUAUAUACAUAUUAUGAUAUGUAUCGUUACCGAACGUGCUCAAGUAUUCUCACUCGCGAAUCCGUUGUGUGAGAAACGCAGAUUCGAUUGAGAUUCGCUGUCAUUUUUUCCUUGACAUUUCUGCGUUGUAGAUUGUAGAGUACAUAGUACAUCUCGAGUGCGUCUCUAUACAGUCUCCGGCGGCGGCGGUUCGCCUGGAAUUAACAUCUGUAUGCUACAAAUCUUCCCGAGUUGACAAAAUGUUUUCGAGGAUGUUGCGAAAGCCGUUGAUCGUUACGAUUAAGAAAAGUUCUACCCGCUCGCGAUACUUCAAUACCUGGCAAAGGUGUAACUUCUCCUCCCAGAGAAUACCCCCUGAUUUGAAGGAGAAUCAGAGGAAGACCGUUACAUCAUUUCCACCGUUGUCAGAACCCAUUCCAAAUUUGCCAAAAGCUGUUUACUCGACCACGAAAGAGGAGCAUCAAACGACGCAGAUCACAGUCCUGCCAAAUGGCUUGAAAGUCGCGUCUGAAAAUAGAUUUGGACAAUUUUGCACUAUAGGUGUCCUCAUUGACUCGGGUCCGCGAUAUGAAGUGGCAUAUCCCAGCGGCAUCUCGCACUUUCUUGAAAAGUUAGCAUUUAGUUCUACAAACACAUUUGACAGCAAGGAUAAGAUAAUGCUAGCGCUAGAAAAGCAUGGCGGUAUAUGCGAUUGUCAAGCGUCUCGCGACACAUUUGUCUACGCAGCAUCGGCUGAACGUCGCGGGUUAGAUAUAGUUACUCAAGUUCUAGGUGAUAUUGUCUUAAGGCCUCAAAUUACAGAAGAGGAGGUACAAAUUUCCAGACAAACGGUGCACUUCGAACUGGAAUCUUUACAUACUAGGCCAGAACAAGAGCCUAUAUUGAUGGACAUGAUUCAUGCUGCCGCGUAUAGGCAAAACACAUUAGGUUUGCCCAAGAUCUGUCCAGAAAAGAAUAUCGAAAGGAUUGAUAGGAAAAUUUUACACACAUAUCUCAAGCAUCAUUAUGUGCCGAAUAGAAUGGUAGUUGCUGGAGUUGGUGUUGAACAUGACGACCUGGUCCACGCCGUUACUAAGUAUUUUGUAGAUCAAAAACCUAUCUGGGAGGAACAGCCUGAUCUUAUUCUGCCAAAUAACGCAAAUACUGUCGAUAUGUCGGUCGCACAAUAUACUGGAGGAUAUGUUUUGGAGGAAUGCAAUGUGCCGAUUUAUGCGGGACCCAGUGGCUUACCCGAAUUAUCACACGUUGUUAUAGGUUUAGAAGGCUGCUCUCAUCAAGAUCCAGAUUUUGUUGCUAUGUGCGUAUUAAAUAUGAUGAUGGGAGGCGGUGGCAGUUUUAGCGCGGGCGGUCCUGGAAAAGGCAUGUACACGCGUUUGUACACCAAUGUGUUGAAUAGGUAUCAUUGGUUAUACAGUGCAACCGCAUACAACCAUGCUUAUGCAGACACUGGUUUAUUUUGUAUUCACGCCUCAUGCACACCGUCCCAUGUGAAGGAUAUGGUAGAAGUAAUUGUGCGCGAGAUGGUCGCCAUGACGAGCGGAAUUUCGGAUAACGAAUUAGCGAGAGCAAAGAAGCAAUUGCAGUCGAUGCUGCUUAUGAAUUUGGAACAACGGCCCGUUGUAUUCGAAGAUAUUGGUAGACAGGUCCUAGCGACUGGUACCAGAAAACGGCCUGAAUACUUCAUGCAAGCUAUUAAUGGAAUAUCCAAGGAUGACAUCAACCGAGUAGCGCAACGUUUAUUAAAAUCACCACCUUGCUUAGCAGCACGUGGCGAAGUAAAGGCUGUACCUUCCAUGGCGGACAUUCAAAACGGCUUGCUUGAUGCACAAGGUCGGUUACCCGGUUCUCGCAGCAGACUGUCACUUUUUCGUUAAAAACUUAUAUAAGAUAUUCGAACUACCUUCUCAUCCUAAAUAAAUGUCAGUUAUCCACAUCCAGUUAUACAUUAAUGUAACACCGAACGUUCGAUCUCAAAUUGAGUUGAAUCCCGAAAAUAUGAUACGAGAUGCAUCGUGUUUCCGCUGUCGAACAAAAAUUCUGAUUACUAAAAUAACUGAAUUUUCUAACAUUAUAACGAGACUAUUAAAAAUCGUAAUAUUAGAAGAAAUAGUAUUAAUGUCGAAGAUUUUAAUAUAUAAUAUACAAUAUGCAAAACGCUCCUCAUGUAUAUAUUAUACUAGAUUUUGUAUAUACGAUUCAAGAGGGUAAAGUUAAUAAAUUAGAGAGAAAUAAUUCGUUCGUCGUUCAACAGCACGAAAGAAAGUAAAAGCUGUGCCAUUAAUCAGAAGCGUAAUGCAAGAUACACAAGAUUGAUCUUAGAGAUUAACCACGCACAAACUAUGGCGUUCGAUAUUGGGUUUCUACAGCAAAAUCAGACGCAUGUAAAAACGACUUGAAUUUUUAUAAACAACAAAAUUAGAGUCUAGAUUAAUCAAAUUUCUGAUUAGGUUAAUUUGUAUCUUGGUGAUAACUUGUUAAAAAUAAAUUUUAUUUGUAUAAAUUA